Molecule: messenger RNA, 1689 nt
Organism: Ilex paraguariensis (yerba mate)
Lineage: Eukaryota; Viridiplantae; Streptophyta; Magnoliopsida; Aquifoliales; Aquifoliaceae
Source: the annotation of a GenBank genome assembly
CAUUCCCCAAUAGACCCAUAUACUAUUCCACCUCAAACCAAUAUACGGCCACCGACGCCCUUUUUCUUCCUUCCAACUCUCCGUCUCUCUCCUCACCAAACUUUUCUUCUCAGAGGCAAAACAACAAACACCUAACCAAACCCUAUUCCCCCACUCCUCCUACUCCACCUUCUUCCUCCUUAUCCCACACCCAGAUCAGCUUUUAAGCUUAAGAUCUGACUUCCAAUCUAGAUCUUCGAACAAUUCAACAAUGGGCAAAGGCGGAGCUCUUUCCGAAGGCGUUAUCAAGAAGAUCGUGCUAUCCUACACCUACGUGGGUAUAUGGAUCUUCCUCUCCUUCACCGUGAUUGUCUACAACAAGUUCAUUCUGGAUCGCAAGAUGUACAACUGGCCUUACCCGAUCUCUCUCACCAUGAUCCACAUGGGCUUUUGUUCCUCCUUGGCGUACCUCCUCGUCAAAGUCUUCAAGGUCGUCGAGCCCGUACAGAUGUCUCGUGAUCUGUAUCUCAAAUCGGUUGUGCCAAUUGGGUUGCUUUACUCUCUCUCCUUGUGGCUUUCCAAUUCUGCUUAUAUAUAUUUGUCUGUGUCAUUUAUUCAAAUGCUUAAGGCUUUAAUGCCUGUGGCGGUGUAUUCUAUUGGGGUUCUUUUGAAGAAAGAGUCGUUUAAAUCUGAUACUAUGGUUAAUAUGGUUUCAAUUUCAAUUGGGGUUGCGAUUGCAGCUUAUGGGGAGGCCAAAUUUGAUAGCUGGGGUGUGAUUCUGCAACUGGGUGCUGUUGCUUUUGAGGCGACAAGGCUUGUAAUGAUUCAGAUUUUGCUUACAUCAAAGGGUAUUACAUUGAAUCCUAUUACUUCACUCUAUUAUGUUGCGCCCUGUUGUUUGGUUUUCUUGUCUGUACCGUGGAUUAUUGUGGAAUAUCCAAUAUUGAGGGAGACUUCAAGCUUUCACUUUGAUUAUGUGAUUUUCGGGACCAAUUCUUUUUGUGCUUUCGCCUUGAAUUUGGCUGUGUUUUUGCUUGUUGGGAAGACUUCAGCAUUGACUAUGAAUGUGGCUGGGGUGGUGAAAGAUUGGUUGUUGAUUGCAUUUUCUUGGUCGGUGAUUAAGGAUACUGUGACCCCGGUGAACUUGAUUGGGUAUGGAUUGGCUUUCUUGGCUGUUGGGUAUUACAAUUAUUCGAAAUUGCAGGCUCUUAAGGCGAAGGAAGCACAGAAGAAGGUUGCACAGCCUGAUGAGGAGGCUGGAAGGUUGUUGGAGGAGAGACAAGGAGAAAAUGGUGGAAAGAAGGACGAGUCAGAGGGUUGAUUUGAUCUGUAAUCUGAGUUAUUCUGCAGAAAAAGGGAAAGGGAAGAGAAGACUUAAUUGAAGUUAGCUAAAGGGUUUUGAGCAUGGAUGGCGACGAAAACCCGUUAUUUCAAUUAAGGUUUUUCUUCAGAUAUGUGGUUCUAGAUUUUCUUUAUGUCCUUUUGUCUUUAUAAUUUAUAGGUCAUCUUGUUCAUUGUCACUUCAUGGUAUUGGUUGUUUGAUGUCUAAUUCUUAUAAUGCCAAUUAAUGUAUGCGACCUGAGAAAGAUUUCUUGUUUUUAUGUUUUAUCUCUUGUACUCAUCCUUUUGGAGAAAAUUUUGAUGCUUUUAUUCACGGUUCAAUUCAGUGCUCUGUUUUUAUUUGUUGCAUUUCAUAUUUGACAUUUUUUG